This is a messenger RNA of Trypanosoma brucei brucei TREU927, 3363 nucleotides long. RefSeq lists its product as hypothetical. The record is from RefSeq and is a predicted model, not a curated record. Lineage: Eukaryota; Euglenozoa; Kinetoplastea; Trypanosomatida; Trypanosomatidae. Bases 1 to 3363 code for a protein of 1120 amino acids. The transcript has a single exon.
AUGUCCGUGAAAAGGAACACCCAGACACAAAACCGACGGUCUUUGAAGGGGAAAGGCGCAAUCGUCUCUGUCAGCGAUAAAAAACCUGGGCAGCAAACAGCUGGGGGAUCGGCUGCCACAGAUGCAACCCGUUGUGAAGGAGAGACAGUUUCCAACGUUGCAGGUAACAGUGUGAACGAACAUGAGCACACUUCCAACCAGCAACAGCCCAGCGAGGUGAGUGCAAACCAAAAGGGUGUUUGUGUCACCGUCCCACCCCUUGGGGUAGGUGUACGACAUAGUAAGGAGGAUAAAGAAGGGAGGUUACACGUUUCACUACUUCCUGGGUCCCGAAAGGAAGGCCUGGAGGUGACGGAGGACGAUACCCCUAAACACAGCUCCACAACCUGUGGAGAUACGUUAAGUUCAUAUGGACAAGCUCAAAACGACAGCCAAGUGGACGAUACGGCUACAAUACACUCAAACGAGCGUAUGGCACUGUCUCAGGAGGGGGAACCCCACAUUGAGCAGUACUGUGACCGCUCAGAUGAUACAAAAGGUGACCCACAGGCCACUCCACGCAACUUUGGCACCACUUUGGCCGCACCGGCCACAGACUGCUCAGCAAGCACAUCACCCCAUGGCGAAGGAGGAAAACAAUCACUCCCAACGGAAGAACAUGCAUUUGCCUCAUCUCCUCCACUCCCUCCAGGGAAGUGCAGAGGCACGUCGGAGGGGGACGGGGAAAGGGCGGACAGGGGUGCAGUUGUUGAGUCAAGGCAACGUGGGGACAUACAUUUUCAAACGCAAGGAAUGUGUGAAGUCCAGCCGUGUCCGGCGAGGGAGCGUUUGAAACCAUUGCCCGUAGGAGAAACUUGUGCUACCGCCACAACAAAGAAGGAAAACGACCUCCAGAGUCAGAAGGAUCUUCUUUGUCCCGGUGCCGAUAGUUUACAAAUAGCAACGAAACACUGCGACCCUCCUAGUAGUCAUUCUAGUAGCUACACCUUCACUCCUGAGGUGUCGCUGGCGCUCUGCCAGCUGAUCGACAGUAAUGUUAUUGCGCCCCUGUCGAAAAAUGUUGAGGAGAUGGCUCUGCACCGUCGAAUGCAACUGAACCGUCUCGCGGGGUACCUCAAUGAUGCCAUCAAUAAUGUAGCAUGGGGAAAGGGGGUAAAUUAUGGGGAAAAACGGUACUAUGUUUUUGGUAGUCUGGCAUCAGGGACUGUGCUGCCCGACGGUGAUAACGAUAUGACGAUUGAGGUGGACGGGCUUUUGAAUCCAACCAAGAUUGAGACGCAAAGCGAAGCCCAUGCUGAUUCUUCUGAUGGCGCAGCUGGAAGUAGUUGCAGCAGUAGCAUCAGCGGCACAUCGUCUCAAGCGACCACUGUUGCGGGUGGUGAAUUGCUCUCGAGCGUGGCGGACUACCUUCGGGAAAACAACAAGUCUGUGUAUGUCGACACUGUUGUUGUUGCUGAAGUUCGUGUCUUAAAGCUUGUAAUGGACGGAAGCAGCUACGAUAUAACGGUAGGGCAACUUGGGGGUGUCAGUUGCAUACGUUUUUUGCACGAGAUGGACAUGAAGAUCGGAUGUAACCACCUUUUGAAGCGAACUCUGCUGCUGAUGAAAGCGUGGUGCUGCUACGAGGCGCAUGUUCUCAGUGGCCAGGGAGGGUACAUAUCCUCCUACGCGGCUACUGUGAUGAUUAUUUCUAUGAUAAACACUGUUGAGUUUCUUGAAGAUGUGGAACGGGAAGAGCGAGGCGGUGAAGGCGACGGAAAACAUCUGGAGGAGAGGCAGCGUGGAGAAUAUCAACACAUCUCGCCGCUUCAGUUAUUUGCGCGCUUCCUCAAAUAUUUCAGUUAUUUUGACUUUGAAAGUUACUGCCUCACGUUGUUUGGUCCUGUUCCGUGCGACAAAAUAAAUAAUGUGCCAUUAGACCUCGAUCUUGUUGAGUCACAGGUGGAGCACUUCCAACAACCUGGCGGCUCAGCUGUGUUUGGUCUAACAGCCGAAGGUCAGGAGGCGUUGGGGCAUUGCCUUCGCCGACGUGCUAAGCAGCUCAUAACUCCCAGGGAAUUAAAGAGGAUGCUAUCACAGGAAAGUCACCGUCCUCAACGGGGAAAGGCGGGGCACUUCCCACCCUGCGCCCAGGCUAACAAAUCGCACCCCAGCAGCAACACUCCGGAGAGCUUCACGCCUGAAGCGAGAAAGGAACAUGCCGUCAGCCGCGGCCACGCGGACGAUGGCGGACGAGCAUCGGGCCCCGUGACAACCACAGUUAACUUUCCCCUUCGAACUAUGAAUGUCAUGGAUCCGCUGCGGUGGGGUUCAAGUGUGUGUCGGGGCGUUUGCCGCAACCACCUUCAGCGUAUUUAUCGUGCUUUUCGGGAGGGUCUCGUUCUUUUUAAAAUGGGAUCGGCGAAGCUUGCGCAAUCUCUGCCGACUUCUCGGGGCCCGAGCAGCGGGCUUGGUAGCGGUGUCACGGGCAGUGUAACACGCGAACCGCAAUUCUCUGGGGCACUGGGCCACUAUUUGGUGGAUGCCGCAGCGUACAACAGAUGUGUAGACAUGACGGGGCACAGCAUUCUCCAUGAACUCUUCGGCCAGACUUUGUACUAUGUGCAGCGUUACUGUCCGGAACAUUUGCCGGUAAGACCACGUGUGGCUCUAACAAGCUGCAAACAGUGUUCGCAACCAACAUUUUUCUGCGUUCCCAAUGUACAACAAGUAUUGGAACCACAGUUUCUUUUCGACUCCCAGGAAAGGGUACUCGGAAGCAAUGACGAAUUUGAAGGGAGAAGCAGCCAACUGUCGACUCCAUCUGACAAUGCUUAUAUCUCCCAUCCUGGUCUUGGAGUUCUGAAGAACCAGCAGCCAAGGCAGCAGCACCCUUCCUAUCAUUCGGUGAAGACUGUGCCCGGUCCACUCCCUGUGAGUUGCCCUCCUCCCACUACAUCCCUGUCACCCGCAGCUCCCGCAAAUCCUUUGCAACAUACCAAUUGCACAGAUGGGGGUGCAUGGCUGGGAGGAGCGGGGAGUCAAGUCCACGGAAAACCCACAGCGAAUUCAAUGUCAACACGGAACCAGUUAUUACGUGGAACUCCGCUUAUGCGGGUUGGUUUUAGGAAUGUAGGCACUCUGCGAAACCAUUGCACAGCGCCACCCGCAAUGCCUUUGGGGGGAACCUUUCCGUACAUGCAUGAUGUUUCUCCCUUCCCGUGUUACCCCACAGGACCUGGGAGAGCUCCAGAAGGAGCACAUUACUCGACAAAAAAGCUAAGGGAGGAUGAGGGGUUCAUGAUGAAUUUUGUGCCUCCAUAUCUUUCGCGUGGCCAACGCUUCUACGACCCGAUAGCACCCUUGGGUCAAGGAGGUAUGUAA